GUAUUUUAUGAAUGUUGAAUCAUGACACUGUUCCGCUAAACAACUGCAGCCUAGCAGCAUACAUGAGCGAAGAAGAAGUGCUACAGGGGAUUAUAUAUCCUCCAAUAUCAAGGAUACGAGACAUAACAAAAAGUAUAGCAGCUGCGGUGAUUAAGGAAGCGAUUGAGGAGGAUCUGGUCGGCGGAUAUAGGGAAAUGGACGCUCGAGAGCUCCAAAAGCUUAGUGAGGAGGAGCUGAUGGAGUACGUGGAAAACAACAUGUGGAGUCCAGAGUAUCCGACUUUGGUCUACAAAGAUGACUAAAUCUGGUUCCCAAAAUGAAUUAGUCUACUUUCUCUUAUUUAUAUGUAAAAAUUCAUAAUGUGGUUGCUUCAUACCCAAGCAGAUUCAUAGUCGCUGCUCUCUUGUUUUUAUGUAAAAAAAAAAAAUGUUGAUUAUUUGGGUUCUUCUUACUCGAUCAGAUUCAGAUGAACAAUGAACACCAUU
Molecule: messenger RNA, 485 nt
Organism: Camelina sativa (false flax)
Lineage: Eukaryota; Viridiplantae; Streptophyta; Magnoliopsida; Brassicales; Brassicaceae
Source: RefSeq, a predicted model, not a curated record